Mauremys reevesii (Reeves's turtle) is the source of this 2437-nucleotide messenger RNA. Its product is annotated as zinc finger protein 436-like. The record is from RefSeq and is a predicted model, not a curated record. Gene Ontology annotation, molecular function: RNA polymerase II cis-regulatory region sequence-specific DNA binding; DNA-binding transcription factor activity, RNA polymerase II-specific. The coding region runs from base 5 to 1837 and encodes 610 amino acids. NCBI's taxonomy places the organism in Eukaryota, Metazoa, Chordata, Testudines, Geoemydidae. Gene Ontology annotation, biological process: regulation of transcription by RNA polymerase II. The transcript is spliced from 8 exons.
GGGAAUGGCUGCAGCAAAGGCAGUGACCUUCGAGGAGGUGGCUGUGUAUUUCACCGCGGAAGAGUGGGCUCUGCUGGACCCCACUCAGAGAGCCCUCUACAGGGACGUCAUGCAGGAGAAUUAUGAGAAUGUGACCUGGCUGGGAUUCCCCAUCCCUAAACCUGACCUGAUCUCCCACAUGGAGCGAGGGGAACAGCUGUGGGUGCACCAAGCAGGUGAUGGGACAGCCAGUGAGAUCGAGGAGGAGAAUCCCCAGCAGGGAGGCCCUGAGUUGGCAGAACCAGAUGGGAGGUUCUCAGGAAGGUCCCAGGGGAACGUUUGCCACGGAGAAGCUAGCGAGAGUCAGAGCAGGUCGGAGGAGCAGUGGGGAAAACUGCCCGGGGGGAGAGAGGGUAAAUCCUCUCCUGAAGAGGGAUGUUUCAAGAAACUCAAACAGCUCCUGGACCUUAAGGGGAAGCACAACAGAGGGACGGGAAAUGCAGGCACUGAACGUGGGCAGGUCUCACAAGAGAUGCUCUUUCCGGGAACCCUCCCAGAAGACGCAUCCCACAGGUGCGGGCGAAGCCUCCAGCAGAGCUCGGUGCCUCCAGAACAUCUGAGCGCAGCCCGCACCACCCAGCAGAGAAUCCUCUCGGGGCAGAAACCCUGCCAGUGCCCCGACUGCGGGAGAAGCUCUGAUCGGCAGUCGACCCUCAUGGCACAUCAGAGCCUCCACACAGGAGAGAAACGGCCCUACAAGUGCCCCGACUUGCUGAGGCAACCCUACAAGUGCCCGGACUGCGGGAAGGGCUUCAUCUGGAGCUCCAGCCUCACGGCUCACCGGAGAGUCCACACGGGCGAGCGUCCCUACCCGUGUCCCGACUGCGGGAAGGGCUUCAGCCGGAGCUCCCACCUCAAAUCGCACCGGAGAGUCCACACGGGCGAGCGACCCUACCCGUGUCCCGACUGCGGGAAGGGCUUCACGACCAAAACAGCCCUGAGCACUCACCACCGGAGCCACACGGGCGAGAGACCCUACAAAUGCGCUGAGUGCGAGAAGAGCUUCAGCCAGAAGGCGCAUCUGCACCAGAGGACGCACUCCGGGGAAAAGCCCUACGUCUGUGCCAACUGCGGGAGAAGAUUCACGGAGAACUCCACCUUGAUCAAGCACCGGCGGAUCCACACCGGGGAGAGACCCUACAAAUGUGAGGUGUGUGGGAAAAGCUUCCGCCAGCGCUCCAACCUGGCCCAGCACGCCUGGGUCCACUCAGGAGAGAGACUCAGCCAAGACCACGGGGGUAGCCGCAUGGACAGCACGGCCUUGCCGGAGCGCCACGCAGCAGAGAGACCCUACCGCUGCCUUGACUGCGGAAGGACUUUCAGACGGAGCACGGACCUGCUGGCCCACCGGAGAGUCCACACGGGCGAGCGACCCUACGCAUGCCCUGACUGCGGGAAGGGCUUCAGCCAGAGCUCCCACCUCAAAUCGCACCAGAGAGUCCACACAGGUGAGCGACCCUACCCGUGUCCCGACUGUGGGAAGUGCUUCAGCCGGAGCUCCCACCUCAAAUCGCACCGGAGAGUCCACAUGGGCGAGCGACCCUACGCAUGCCCUGACUGUGGGAAGGGCUUCAGCCGGAGCUCCCACCUCAAAUCACACCAGAGAGUCCACACGGGUGAGCGACCCUACCCGUGUCCCGACUGUGGGAAGUGCUUCAGCCGGAGCUCCCACCUCAAAUCACACCAGAGAGUCCACACGGGUGAGCGACCCUACCUGUGUCCCGACUGCGGGAAGGGCUUCAGCUGGAGAUCCAAUCUCACAGCUCACCAGAGAGUCCACACUGGGCCAGCUGAUUAAGGGCUGGGCAAUACCUUUGGCUGUUACCCUUGGAUACAGGUGAGACAAUUACGGCGACGACCUAUGAAAUCCUGGACAAACCUUACUGAAUUUUGGUUUAACACCUCUGGGGUUCAUGCAAAUGGAGUUAAAAAUGCAAAUGUUUCUGUGCUCAGUGGGGUUGUUUGGAACUCCAUUAUCAAGAAGACAGGAUUAAUACAACUGCUGGGACAUACACAGCACUUGGAAGGAACUUUGUGCAAUGGGGGUAAAGCGGAUUUUCUAGGAAAUCCCUGCGGGUGAGGGGAAUGCAUGCCACCCUUUGGAAGGGAAGCCCUGGGGAGAGAAACCAGUUGUCUGCUAAUUACCUGCACCUGGAAACUCCAGCUCAGCAACCCCUGGACUGUAUGAAGGGUGAGCUAAACGUGUCGGAAGCCGGCUUGUGAGCUGAAGCUAUGAUGAGCUUGAAGGCACGAGGCCCCUUUGGUGGGGCUCUGAAGGACUUCUCCUACCAGAGCCCACAUGAGGGUCGGGGUCAAAUCUGGAGAGCUUAUUCGCAGGCAUGUAGGAUCUGUGAUUGGUUUGACUGUUUCCUCUGCAGUGGAACAAAAUAGGCUUCCA